This is a messenger RNA of Sebastes umbrosus (honeycomb rockfish), 1890 nucleotides long. RefSeq lists its product as uncharacterized. The coding region runs from base 172 to 1191 and encodes 339 amino acids. The transcript has 7 exons. Lineage: Eukaryota; Metazoa; Chordata; Actinopteri; Perciformes; Sebastidae. The record is from RefSeq and is a predicted model, not a curated record.
UGGAGAUCUCGCUUACAGAUCUGUUGAAAGAAGAGUUCUCGGAAAAAGAACGAAAGGAGGAAGUCAGAAAGUGACCAAACAUAUUUCCUGAAUUAUUUCACAAUCUGUCCGUCAGUCAGUCAGUUUACAGUCUUUACUGUCUGGAGAAGAAGUCGACUCUUAAAACUAAGGAUGGAAGUUCUGGACAGAAACAUUCUCUGGAGCUUCAUGUUCCUUCUGGCAGGUGCUGUGGGUCAAAGUGUGAACUAUCUGGUUCCUGGUUGUGCUGUGAAAGGAUCGACUGUCAACCUCCCCUGCACCUUCACACCAGUUAAAUCUGACAUGGACAAUGGAAGAGAGGGUUUAAUAGAGAUCAUCAGAGUCGUCUGGUGCCGGAACCAUGAAAUCUGUCAGGGCGGAACUCCGUCUGUGUACGACAGCGAUUUAACCACCAACAACCCUCGUUACAGAUACCUGGGAGACAUGAAGGGAAACUGCACUUUACAGAUCACAGAUGUACAGAAGGAAGAUGAAGGAACUCUUCGCUUCAGAAUGGAAGCUAACUACAAGGAAGCAAGUUUUACUGGCCGACAACCAGGAGUGAAAGUCACCGUCACUGAUCAGACUCCAAUGAAGAUAGAGAGCUCCAGUGACAGAGAGUUUAAAAAAGGUGACUCAGUCACUCUGAACUGUACGCUUACUACAAAGUGUACUUUCCACCAACUGAAGUUCACCUGGUUCAGAGAUGGCCACGCCCUCUCUGAGUCUGGUCCCACUCUCCAGUUCGCCGCUCUGGCCGCUAAGGAUUCUGGGAACUACACCUGUGAAUUUAAGGACGUCGGCACACUCUCCUUGCCGAAGAGCCUGUACGUGAAGGCUGAAGAAGCAGGAGAAAAUGGAGGACAUGGUUACCUGUAUCCGACAGUCGCUGUGGUGUUUGGUGUCCUGCUGCUUGUCUUCGCUCUCAUUCUGGUCUUCAUCAAAAGGAAGCAAGCAGCAGCAGCAGCAGAUAAAGGUCAGCCAGCUAUGGGAGGUGAGGUGGAACAAAAGCCUCCUGAUAUCAUCUACAGUAACGUCCUGCAACAGGAACCCAGCCGGGCCGUGGAGGACGUCAGCUACUCCUCGGUCCAGUUCAAACACAAGAACCAGGCCAGGCCAGCGGAGGCGGCGGAGGACGCCAUCAUCUACAGCUCAGUAGUCAGCCGAGGCUGAAGAGAAACCAUCUGAUGACGAGACGUCAGGCAACUUGGAGAAGGAGAACUUUAUUAGCCUGCAGGUGUGUUACAGUACAGCAGCAUGACGUUUAAGGUGUUCAUUAGUUAUGUUAAAUUAAACUAAUCAGAACAUCUAGCAAGCUAAACUAAAGACCCAAAAAUGUCUUUAUGAAACUAGCCGGUGAUGUAAAUAUCUUUCAUACUGCAAACUUUAUUCCAUUUAUUAUCAAUAUUACACAACAAAGAAACACAGGAGGUUCCUGUGGAGUAAGUGUAUACAUAUAUAAAUAUAAUAUUCAAUAUUCAUUUUUGUUUCUAACUCUGUCUAUAUUAUACUACACUCCCUGCAGACUUGCUAUUAUUACAAAAUACUUUGUUAAAAAAAUAAAAACUCUGCAACACAACUGCUGAACUGAUCUGAAAGUCUGAAGCUCUCUGAUUGGACGAUUCUUACAGCGAUGCUCUCUGGGGCUUGAAGUUGAACACAGUCUGCUACCUUCAACUUUUUAUCUGUGAAGGAGUAGUUUGUUUGUAGUGAUUAUGAAUUAUUGACUUGCUUUGUUUUUCUUUUACCUCGCUGUUUUACUUUUGAAUUAAUGAUACUUUUUUUGUAAUUUAUUGAAUUAUAUGUAAGUAAAUGUUUUGUCUUGUAUGUAAAUAAAGAAUAAUUUCAUUGAGAGAUGAGAUUUGAAAAACA